AACACAUUUUCCUCUCCUCACAAGACCCUAGAGUGGGUGAUUUUGAAUGUUUAAACCAAAAUGAAUCGUUUAUAAUACAUUACAUCGACAUAUUUGAUUCACACUGUAAUGUUAAUGGCAUAGAAGACGUGCCAAUGUAAGGUGUGUAUUGUAUGUGUAAAGACUGACGCUGGAGAUGAGAAGCAGGUACGGGGAGUUGAACAUUUAAUGAGGAACGGACAGGUAACAGGACAGGAACAGCGUCAGCACACGGGUAAACAAGGACGUAUGGCAAUCAAUGCAGAAGCAGGGAACAGAGCGGGGAACCAGACAGAUAUAGGGGAGGUAAUGACAGAGGGGAUUGAGUCCAGGUGAGUCCAAUGAUCGCUGAUGUGUGUGACGGGGGGGAAGGCAGGUAUGCGUAAUGAUGGUGGCAGGAGUGCGUCGUGCUCGGGAGCGAGCGGGGGCUGGAGUGCGUCGUGCUCGGGAGCGAGCGGGGGCAGGAGUGCGUCGUGCUCGGGAGCGAGCGGGGGCAGGAGUGCGUCGUGCUCGGGAACGAGCGGGGGCAGGAGUGCGUCGUGCUCGGGAACGAGCGGGGGCAGGAGUGCGUCGUGUUCGGGAGCGAGCGGGGGCAGGGGUGCGUCGUGUUCGGGAGCGAGCGGGGGCAGGAGUGCGUCGUGCUCGGGAACGAGCGGGGGCAGGAGUGCGUCGUGCUCGGGAGCGAGCGGGGGCAGGAGUGCGUCGUGCUCGGGAGCGAGCGGGGGCAGGAGUGCGUCGUGCUCGGGAACGAGCGGGGGAAGGAGUGCGUCGUGCUCGGGAGCGAGCGGGGGCAGGAGUGCGUCGUGCUCGGGAGCGAGCGGGGGCAGGAGUGCGUCGUGCUCGGGAGCAGGAGUGCGUCGUGCUCGGGAGCAGGAGUGCGUCGUGCUCGGGAGCGAGUGGGGGCAGGCGUGACAGUAUAUGCUUCGUUAAGAUUUUGGAGUCUGUUUUUUAACGUUUCAAGAUGGUUCUGUCCUAAUGUACAGUUAAAUAAUGGCUGUGUGUUAGCAGCACUGACUGCCCUGCAUGAAUAGUACCAUGCGUUGAUCUCUCUGUCUUGACUCCACAGCCAUAAUGAUCUGCCCUGGCAGUUGAGGAUGAAGUUUAACAACCAGCUGAACAAAGUGGAUCUGUACACCCUCAACAACA
Oncorhynchus gorbuscha (pink salmon) is the source of this 1164-nucleotide messenger RNA. RefSeq names its product ABA-inducible protein PHV A1-like. Lineage: Eukaryota; Metazoa; Chordata; Actinopteri; Salmoniformes; Salmonidae. The record is from RefSeq and is a predicted model, not a curated record. Bases 404 to 970 code for a protein of 188 amino acids. The transcript is spliced from 2 exons.